UAAAUAUAAAUAUAUUUUUACAGCGAGUCAUUGUUGAUUAUCUGAAAUAUAUUGUCUAGUAGUCGUUUUUGUUUAACUUGACUUGCGCAAAGUAUCAGCAUAUACAUUAUGUCCAGUUUUUUAAGCUUUUUUUUUUUUCAACAGUAAAAACUUCAGUUGGUUCUCGCACUUUCAACGGUCAGCACAACCCCUUCAAGCUCACCUUGUUUAUCACCAAGGGGAAAAAAAUAUAUAAAAAAAAAAUAACUUUACACAUACGAAAUAUUAACAGACUAAAAUUAUUACUAAUAAAUAAAUUUAUAAUUCAUCAAUUACAUCUUUAACUAUGUUUAAUGCAUUAUUAAUUAAACAUAAAUUAUUUUCAUUGUUAAUAUAUAUGUAAAUUAAUUUAUGAUGGUUUAAAAGAUAUUAUUGUCAAAGAAAAAUAACAAUUUUUCACAAUGAAAAUGACCCAGUAUAGUAGCAGUGGAAGUGGAAGUGGCGAUAAUUCCAGUGGAAGUGUUCAACGUCAUAGUAAAGAUCGUGGAAAUGUACCAAGUGAUGAAAAAUUAACGGUUGCUGUAAGAAUCAAGCCAUUAAGAAUUGAUGAGACAGGUCCGAGAGCUUUGCACGCUGUUAAUAACAAAACAGUUAUGUUGGAUGAUUUAGAAAUGGAAAAACAAAAACGUAAUACUCCACGUCGUUAUUUGUAUGAUUUGGUACUUGGUGAAGAAUCAACACAAGAAGAAGUAUACGAAGGAACAACAAAAACACUUGUUCAAGAUAUUAUAAAUGGUUACAAUGCAACUGUAUUUGCAUAUGGAGCAACUGGAGCUGGUAAAACUCAUACAAUGGUUGGUAACCCAAGUGAUCCAGGAAUAAUGGUUCGUGCAUUGAAUGAUAUUUUUCUUGCACGUAAACAAAUACCAGAAGCAGUUGAUUUUGAGGUAACAAUGUCAUAUCUUGAAAUAUACAAUGAAAAUAUACGUGACCUGUUGAACCCAAAUACGGGUUAUUUAGAGUUGCGUGACGAAUCACGAGGUCGAAAUGUUCAAGUUCCUGGUCUCACUGAACUUUCGACAAAUUCAACUGAAGAAGUAAUGAAGAUACUUCAACGUGGAAAUAUUGCACGAACUGUUGAGCCAACAUCAGCAAAUGAAACGUCAUCAAGAAGUCAUGCAUUAUUAAGUGUAUCAGUUAAACAAACAACAAGACCAGCAUCAAGUAAAGAUAUUCGUCAUCGUGCACGUGUAAAACAUGGAAGACUAUUUAUGAUUGAUCUUGCUGGUUCUGAAAGACUUAAACAAACAAAAAAUCAUGGUAAACGUCUACAAGAAGGUGCACAUAUUAAUAGAUCACUUCUUGCACUUGGUAAUUGUAUAACAGCAUUAUCAGUUGGUGCACGUUAUGUUAAUUAUCGUGAUUCAAAAUUAACAAGACUUUUAAAAGAUGCAUUGGGUGGUAAUUGUCGUACAGUUAUGAUUGCAAAUGUAUCACCAGCAUUAAUACACAAAGAAGAAAGUAAAAAUACACUUAUGUAUGCUGAUCGUGCUAAUCGUAUUACAAAUAAAGUUGAAAGAAAUACAAUUGUUGAUGUUAAUUAUCAUGUAACACAAUAUCGUGAUAUAAUAAGUGAUCUUAAAAAUGAAAUAUCAAGAUUACGUACAAAAGUAAAUGAUCCAAUAAAUAAUACUAAAAAUAUUACUAAAGAAAUUGAUACAACAAAAUCAAGUGAUUUACGUAAUUUACGUGAAAAAAUUGUAUCUGCAUUUAAAGAACAAAUGAGAUUACGUAGAAAAUUAAUGGAACUUGAUAGUCAUUUAUUGGGUUUAAAUAUUGCUGCUGAACAACAACAUGCAAUAAUAUCACAUUGGGAAUCACGUAAUAAUAAACUUUAUAGAUCAAAUAAAUCAAUGCAAAAAAGAAAAUCAAGUGCUGAUAGUCAAUUUGAUGAAGCUGAUAAUGAAGAUUCAGCUGAUGAUCGUGAAAUUGAUGAUUUAACUGUACAAUCAGCAUGGAAUGAAUUAAAUGAAAUAAAUAAAGAACAAGAACGUUAUUCAGAAAUGCGUUCAUUAACUGAACGUGAAUUAGAAAAUUGUCGUCAAAAAAGUACAGCAUUAGAAGAUGAAUUACCAUCAAGAAUAAAUUCAGAAGAAGAAAAAGAAUUAUUAGCACUUAUGUUACGUGUACAUGAAUUAGAAGCUGAUAAAAUGAUGUUACAAAGUGAAAGAUUAGUUAAACAACAUGAAUUACGUAGACGUGAAUUAUUAUUAUUACGUUAUGAUCGUCAGAGACAAAUAUCUGAUGAAAUAAUAACACGUCAAAGAAGAAUAAUGGAAGAUGGAAGAAUUUUACUACCAUCAGAUUUACAAGAAUUAUAUGUUAUGUAUCAACAAGAAAUUCAUGCUGCAGCAUAUAAUGAUAGUAAUCUUGUUGAUUUAUCAGUAUCAUCAAUGCUUUUUAAUAAUCGUUUACCACCAAUAUCAUCAAGAUCAAUGCAUUUUGAUAGUAUGGAUGAUAAUAGAAUAACAAGUAGCUCAACUGAUUCUGAUUGGGAAUCACCAUUGCCAAUUAUACCAGAACCACGUGAGCAAGAAGAUCCAGAUAUGAUACAAGUUGUUAAAAAUUCAUCAAAUAUACUUUUUCCACCAAUAUCAUCUUCAUCAUCAUCAAAUUAUGUUGAAAAUAAAUUACGUCGUAUUGCAAGUGAUCAUAAUGUCAAUGCAAGAAUUAAAAAAAAUCAACGUGGGCUUCGAUUGUCUUGAUUUAAUUUUUUCAAAUAAUUAAGCUACAUGUUACAAGUACCUGAAAAGAAAGGAAAAAUUUAAUGUCAUUAAAAAUCAUACAACUACAUAACAUCUUUAUAAAAAUAUAUUUAUAUAAUUAAUGGAAAAUUAUUAUGA
Molecule: messenger RNA, 2882 nt
Organism: Aphidius gifuensis
Lineage: Eukaryota; Metazoa; Arthropoda; Insecta; Hymenoptera; Braconidae
Gene: Kif19A
Product: kinesin-like protein KIF19
Exons: 6
Coding region: 441-2744 (767 amino acids)
Biological process (GO): microtubule-based movement
Molecular function (GO): microtubule binding; microtubule motor activity; ATP binding
Source: RefSeq, a predicted model, not a curated record